AUGCCCCUGCCGCACCCCGUCCAGCACGACAUCCUCGCGGCCGUGCGCGGCGUGGAUGUGCCCAGACACGUACAGCCGCGGGCGGAGGCGGGCGACCUCGCUGAGGAGAUAGGGACAGCCGGCGCGGUGGAUGGCGCGGCGGUCGAGGUGCUCUUUGGGGGGGCCCAAUUCGACAAGAUCGCCGCCCGAAAGUUCGGCGGGCCCCGGGGCGAGUACAAGGACAACCCACUCUACGCCCUGUGCCGUUUUUACGAGUUCGUCGCUCUUGAUAGGAAUCCCAAGAACUGGAAGACUUCAUAUUCGAGCGGCCCUGACUGCCAAUUUCUGGCUUACAAUUAG
Chaetomium globosum CBS 148.51 is the source of this 339-nucleotide messenger RNA. RefSeq lists its product as uncharacterized. The record is from RefSeq and is a predicted model, not a curated record. The coding region runs from base 1 to 339 and encodes 112 amino acids. The transcript is spliced from 2 exons. Lineage: Eukaryota; Fungi; Ascomycota; Sordariomycetes; Sordariales; Chaetomiaceae.